Molecule: messenger RNA, 884 nt
Organism: Capsicum annuum
Lineage: Eukaryota; Viridiplantae; Streptophyta; Magnoliopsida; Solanales; Solanaceae
Product: (S)-8-oxocitronellyl enol synthase ISY1
Source: RefSeq, a predicted model, not a curated record
GAAAGCAAGUUAGCAGGUCUGACCCUGAACAACUUUCUCUCCUCAUCUAUAUUAUUUUAGAUUAGAAAAGUAGUAAUAUAUCACCGAUCUCCCCAUCAACGUUAGAACAAAGUAUUUUCUUUUGGCAUUCCAACAUGAGCUGGUGGUGGGCUGGAGCUAUUGGUGCUGCCAAGAAAAAAUUCGAAGAAGAUGAUGCACCGCCCAAGUAUGAAAGCGUUGCUCUAAUCAUCGGAGUCACCGGCAUCGUGGGCAAUAGCCUCGCGGAGAUCCUCCCUCUCGCCGAUACCCCCGGUGGUCCUUGGAAGGUUUACGGCGUUGCCCGCCGGUCUAGACCGUCGUGGAAUGCUGACCAUCCGAUUGAGUACGUUCAAUGUGCAUUUCUGGAAAGUUUUGGCUGAGCAAUUUGGCGUGGAACCUGCGGAAUUUGAUGAAGGGAAGAGAUGCACAUUGACGGAGAUGAUGAAAGACAAAGGCACAGUUUGGGAUGAGAUUGUGAAGGAGAAUGGAUUGGUGCCUACUAAAUUCGAGGAGGUUGGAGUUUGGUGGUUUGUUGAUCUUAUGCUUGCUGGAGAUUGCCCUUUGGAUACUAUGAACAAGAGCAAGGAACAUGGUUUCUUGGGAUUCCGGAACUCGCAAAAAGCGUUCAUUUCCUGGAUUGAUAGGGUGAAAGCCUACAAAGUUGUUCCUUAGUUUGAUAUCCGUGUUCAGUUUAACUGUGUGAUAAAAUGUUUGAGUUUGUUUCCUAUCUAUUAUGUUGUUCAAUAAAAAGUACUAACAGCAAAAUGAAGCUAUUUCUGGCUGAAACGAUGUACACUUUUGGCGGCUUUGCUGUUCUGCUGUAAGUAUCCUUUUGUUAUUGAUAUCACUAUUGUUUUCUUGUUUCA